Molecule: messenger RNA, 2187 nt
Organism: Camellia sinensis
Lineage: Eukaryota; Viridiplantae; Streptophyta; Magnoliopsida; Ericales; Theaceae
Product: protein IQ-DOMAIN 2
Molecular function (GO): protein binding
Source: RefSeq, a predicted model, not a curated record
CAAGUAAGAACCAGCUGUUGUUAUGCUAUUCUUAUUCCUCUCCUCAUAUUCUAUUCGUUGAACUUUCUUGGCAAGAUCUGGGUUUUUUUCUCUCUCUCCCUCUCUUAGCUAUAACCCCCAAAUUAGAGGGGUCCAACUCCUCAUCUUUUUUGUUUGUGCAUACAUACAUUGAUUUAUGGAAACAAACUGACAGCAAAAGAAGAAGAAGAAGAAGAAGAAGAAGAAGCUCUGAGAGAUCUGGCAACUUCACUUAAGAGGACAAAUUGAGGAAUGAUAUAUAGAUGGAGAGUAAAGGGAACUGGUUUUCUUCAGUAAAGAAAGCUUUCAGCCCAGAAUCCAAGGAAAAGAAAAACCAGAAAUCAAAGAAAUCGAAGAAGAAAUGGUUUGGAAAGGAAAAACCUACUGUUCCUGAUUCACCAUCUUUAGAUACUGUCACAGCGCCUCAUCCUCUUUCUCCGCCCGAAGAGCUGAAUUUGGAUUUGACUGACGUGGAGGAUGAACAAGAUAAACAUGCAUAUUCUGCUCCAGUUGCCGCUGACGUGGCAGCUGAGUCUCCCGUUGCAGCUGUUCAAGCUGCUGCAGAGGUUGUUCCUCCCACUGCCAUGACUCAGUUGACAGGUGAAUGGAAGGAGGAAGUUGCCGCAAUCAAAAUUCAAACGGCAUUCCGUGGAUAUAUGGCAAGAAGGGCAUUGAGGGCUUUGAGAGGGCUUGUCAGGCUGAAAUCAUUGGUACAAGGGACUCCUGUUAUACGGCAAACUUCAAAUGCUUUAAGAUGCAUGCAGACUCUAGCCCGUGUGCAAUCUCAGAUCCAGUCCAGAAGGAUCCGGAUGUCGGAAGAGAAUCAGGCACUCCAGAGACAGCUCCUACAGAAACGUGCAAAAGAACUAAGUUUGCAGAUAGGAGAGGAAUGGGAUGACAGUCUACAAUCAAAAGAACAGAUUGAAGCAAACUUACUUGGCAAGUAUGAGGCAGCCAUCAGAAGAGAGAGAGCACUGGCUUAUUCUUUCUCUCAUCAGCAAAACUGGAAGAAGUCGACAAGAUCUGCAACACUAUUGUUCAUGGACCUAACUAAUCCUCACUGGGGUUGGAGUUGGCUAGACCGAUGGAUGGAAGCCCGUCCAUGGGAGACUCAAAGUACAACUGAGAAAGAAUUCAAUAACGACCAAUUAUCCACAAAGAGUGCCAGCCUCAACCUAGCUGGAGGAGAAAUCACCAAGGCUUAUGCUCGUCAUCAACUCAACUCUGACAAACCUUCCCCGACUUCCACCCAAAAGCCGAAUCGUCGUCCUAGCCACCGUUCCCCUUCAACUCCUCCAUCAAAGUCAGCAUCUUCAACAGUAUCAAAGAAAUUGAAGCCAGCAAGCCCGAAAGGGAACAUGUUUAGCCCAGAUUCUGAUGGAAAGAGCAUGUUCAGUGUGCAGUUAGAGAAGAAUAGGAGGCACAGCAUUGCAGGGUCAUCAGUGAGGGAUGAUGAGAGCUUAGCAAGCUCUCUGGGAGUUCCAAGUUUCAUGGCACCCACUAAGUCAGCGAAAGCUAAGUCACGGAUGCAAAGGCCAUUGGGUUUGGAGAAUGGGACACUGCCAGAGAAGGAAUCAGCGGGGCCUGCAAAGAAACGGCUGUCAUUCCCAGCUUCACCAGCUAGGCCGCCGAGGCGGCAUUCAGGCCCACCAAAGGUGGAAGUCAGUUCCAUUGCAGAGAAAAAUGUGACAAAUGGAGGGGUUAGUCAAGAAUAAGUCUAGGAACACAGAAAUUAAUCACAAAUAUCACUCAUUCUGUGUUUUAAAUUCUAUGUUUGGUUUAUGUGUUCACAACAGCACUGGCCAGUCAGUUGUUUCCUGAUGAAGGAGCAUUGAAGAAAAUAAUUUCCACGUGGACUUGAGAGGUUAUCGAAGUGAAGAAUUGAAGAUUAAAAAGAUAGAUCAUUUGAUUUGUGAAUUAUUACUUCUAAGUAUGUUAAUCAUUUUUAUUUUAUUUAUUGCUUUGAGGUUGUUGGUUUUGGGGGUGAAGUCAAUCCCCCCUUGGGUAGGUCCUGCCGUGGGAAGUUUUUCUCUUUCUUUUCUCAUUUUUAAGAAUGUGAAUGAUUUCAGACAAAAAAAACAGCUUUCCAGCUUUGAUUAUUUUGUGAAGAAUGUGAUUCUGUUACACUUCUAUACCUUCAAUGUAAUAAAUCCACUUAUUGUUCCUUUC